AUGACCGUGUCCUACACGCUCAAAGUCGCCAACUCCCGCUUCGGGGGCUUCUCCAAGCUGCUCUUCCGCUGGAAAGGCAGCAUCUACAAGCUGCUGUACAAGGAGUUCAUCGUCUUCGUGGUGCUGUACGCCGCACUCAGCCUCGUCUACCGGCGGCUGCUGACUGAGGAGCAGAAGCGGCUCUACACCAAAGUGGCUCAGUACUGCAACCGCUCCACAGACCUCAUCCCCAUGUCCUUCGUCCUGGGUUUCUACGUCACGCUGAUCGUCAACCGCUGGUGGUCCGCCAACCUGUCCGCGGUGCUCAUCCUGCGCUCCGUCAGCACCAGGGUGCUCAAGCGCUUCCCCACCGUGGACCACGUGGUGGAGGCGGGCUUCAUGACGCAGGACGAGCGCAAGAAGUUCGAGAGCCUCCACUCCGACUUCAACAAGUACUGGAUCCCCUGCGUGUGGUUCACCAACCUGGCGGCCCAGGCCAGGCGGGACGGCCGCAUCCGCGACGACGUGGCCCUCCGCCUGCUCAUGGACGAGCUGAAUCUCUACCGGGCCAAGUGCAGCAUGUUGUUCCACUACGACUGGAUCAGCAUCCCCCUGGUGUACACGCAGGUUGUCACCAUCGCCGUCUACUCCUUCUUUGCCUUCUGCCUCAUCGGGCGGCAGUUCCUGGAGCCGCUGGAGCCAGGGCAGGAGGGGGACCUGGACAUGUACGUCCCGCUCUCCACCCUCCUCCAGUUCUUCUUCUACGCCGGCUGGCUGAAGGUUGCAGAGCAGAUCAUCAACCCCUUUGGAGAAGAUGAUGAUGACUUUGAGACCAACAAGCUGAUAGACAGGAACCUGCAGGUGUCCCUGCUCUCUGUGGAUGACAUGUACCAAAACCUGCCCCCCGCCACCAAGGACAAGUACUGGAACGAGUCCACGGCUCAGCCCCCAUACACCAUGGCAAAAAAACCCACGGCCGCCGAGCCCCUGAAGCCCUCGUUCCUGGGCUCCACCUUCGACAUGCGCAUGUGUGAGGACGCGGAGCAGAGUCAGGCGAUGGAGGCCUCGCCGAGCACGUCGCGCAUCCAGACCCCCCUGCUCAGCCGCUUCUUCACCGCCGCGUCCCCCGCCGUCAGCAUCAGAAACUUCGGCCGGGGCAGCCGAGGUCACCCCCACCUGCGGCACAGCGGCUUCCCCUCCCCUUACCCCAACCGCUCCGAGGACCCCGAGUCGGUGGCGCGCAUCGAGGAGGAGGAGACGGAGGAUGAGGAAAGCCGGGCUGGAGAGCCCACCCCCGUGGGGGCCUCCAAAACACAGAGGAAGGAGCUGCCGCUGAUCCAGGUGAAGGCACCAUCCAGCGACAGCAGUGGGGCUGACCAGCCAGAGGCAUGGGAUGCCUGA
This is a messenger RNA of Mesitornis unicolor (brown roatelo), 1380 nucleotides long. RefSeq names its product bestrophin-4-like. Gene Ontology annotation, molecular function: chloride channel activity. The record is from RefSeq and is a predicted model, not a curated record. Lineage: Eukaryota; Metazoa; Chordata; Aves; Mesitornithiformes; Mesitornithidae.